Messenger RNA from Coregonus sp. 'balchen', 43141 nucleotides. NCBI's taxonomy places the organism in Eukaryota, Metazoa, Chordata, Actinopteri, Salmoniformes, Salmonidae. The record is from the annotation of a GenBank genome assembly.
CAAGGUGUACUACUCUACACAGAUGAAGGUGUACCACUCUUCACAGAUGAAGGUGUACCACUCUUCACAGAUGAAGGUGUCCCACUCUACACAGAUGAAGUUGUACCACUCUUCACAGAUGAAGGUGUACCACUCUUCACAGAUGAAGGUGUACCACUCUUCACAGAUGAAGGUGUCCCACUCUACACAGAUGAAGGUGUCCCACUCUACACAGAUGAAGGUGUCCCACUCUACACAGAUGAAGGUGUACCACUCUACACAUACAUACAUACAGUAUGUGCAGGUCCACACACAAACAUUCUGUUAGUGACUGUCAACUUUAGUGGACCGUUCGUGACCAGGCAUUGUCCUUGUUAUUAUAUGAAACCCCCAAUGCCUUGGUGGAGUUCUGAUUGAAACCCCAAAGCCUUGGUGGAGUGCUGAUUGAAACCCCCAAAGCCUUGGUGGAGUGCUGAUUGAAACCCCCAAAGCCUUUGGUGGAGUGCUGAUUGAAACCCCAAAGCCUGGUGGAGUGCUGAUUGAAACCCCCAAAGCCUUGGUGGAGUUCUGAUUGAACCCCCAAAGUCUAGGUGGAGUGCUGAUUGAAACCCCAAAGCCUUGGUGGAGUGCUGAUUGAAACCCCAAGCCUGGUGGAGUGCUGAUUGAAACCCCCAAAGCCUUUGGUGGAGUGCUGAUUGAAACCCCCAAAGCCUUGGUGGAGUGCUGAUUGAAACCCCCAAAGCCUGGUGGAGUUCUGAUUGAAACCCCCAAAGCCUUGGUGGAGUUCUGAUUGAAACCCCCAAAGCCUUUGGGGGAGUGCUGAUUGAAACCCCCAAAGCCUUGGUGGAGUGCUGAUUGAAACCCCCAAAGCCUUGGUGGAGUGCUGAUUGAAACCCCAAAGCCUUGGUGGAGUGCUGAUUGAAACCCCCAAAGCCUUGGUGGAGUCCCGUGCUGUGAUUGAAACCCCCAAAGCCUUGGUGGAGUGCUGAUUGAAACCCCCAAAGCCUUGGUGGAGUUCUGAUUGAAACCCCCAAAGCCUUGGUGGAGUUCUGAUUGAAACCCCCAAAGCCUUGGUGGAGUGCUGAUUGAAACCCCCAAAGCCUUGGUGGAGUUCUGAUUGAAACCCCCAACGUCUUGGUGGAGUUCUGAUUGAAACCCCCAAAGCCUUGUUGGAGUGCUGAUUGAAACCCCCAAAGCCUUGGUGGAGUUCUGAUUGAAACCCCCAAAGCCUUGGUGGAGUGCUGAUUGAAACCCCCAAAGCCUUGGUGGAGUGCUGAUUGAAACCCCCAAAGCCUUGGUGGAGUGCUGAUUGAAACCCCCAAAAGCCUUGGUGGAGUUCUGAUUGCUUAUAGAUCUCAGUGAGAGAGGAGGUCAUUUCUGCGCUCGAUGUCUUGAAAUGAAAUCAGCAUGGAACCAGGACGUACUGCACAGAGCUUAGAGAGCUCAUAAUGCCAAUAGUUCAUUAACCAAGCAGCUCCUAUGUUUACAGCAUCAUAACUCUGUCUGUCUGUCUGUCUGUCUGUCUGUCUGUCUUUUUGUCCCCUCCACUGGUGAAUAAGUCUGCUUGUGGAGAGUUCAAGUAGGAUGUGAUGUAGUGAAUUGUGAUGUCGUUCCUCUCCCGUACAGUACAGUAGUGUAGUGGUGAACCCUUUUUGACUGUUUCCCUGUGGACUUAGUGGUUGGCUCCCAAAUGGCACCCUAUUCACUGUGGACUCUGGUCAAAAGUAGUUCACUAUGUAGGGAAUAGGGGUGUCAUUUGGGACUCAAACUAUCUCCGGCAGCCAGUCAGCCAGUGAUGAGUAACUUGUGAUACUUCCAAACUAAAUGCUUCCUUAGUCAUGCACAGCCCAUUCUAAAUCAGUUAAGCCAUGAUGGAACGCCAUGGGUCAAGUAAUCUAGUUAAGGCAUCAACACAGAUGCUUUCAGUUUACAGGGUCGCUCCCCUUAUCACUCCUGUUAUAGAGGAGAGGGGGUCGCUCCCCUUAUCACUCCUGUUAUAGAGGAGAGAGGGUCACCUUUUCCAGACUUGUAGAAGAAGACAUUCCGAUACUAAUUCAACUCUCCCCAGAGCAUAAAGCAUGUAUGCUUUGAAGAAAUGUUUUUAUUUUGCGUUUUGUUUACCAACUAGUCUGUAAACUACCACUGUCUGAGUCAGUUUGGUACAUUAUAAACAGCAUUGUGAUGCCAUUCCCAUUUUUUUUGUCAGUACUUACGUUCUUAUCUACUACAUUAGUAAUAAUAGUAUGUGACUAUUAUGAGUUAUUAGAUCUUUUUUGUAUCUUCUGGGUGCUUAUUAAGUUUAUUAUUAUCUUAUCGACGUUUUUUGGUAUUUGGUACUGACUGAGCUUUUGGUAUCUUGUGAGUCUUUCGAGAGAUUACUAUGGAAUUUUUAUGAUUCUUUUUGCGUAUUAUCUAGUAUAGUAUAUUAGUAUCUUUUGUAAUCUUUCUAUGAGAUUUUUUAUGAGUUCUAUGUGUAUCUUAUCUUAUGAAUAUAUAAUGAGUAUCUUAUCUUAUGAGUAGCUUAUCUUAUGAGUAUCUUGUGAAUAUCUUAUUUAUGAGUAUCUUAUCUUAUGAGUAUUUAUCUUAUGAGUAUCUUAUUGUGAGUACUUCCCUCUUCCACAGUCCUUGUUUUGAUCUGGAUGAGGAUCCUGUCCGUUCUUAUGCCUAGAGGGCUGCAUCUGUCAUUGUUUUAUGGACAUGAGGGUGGCAUCCUGUCCUGUGUAUUAUACUAGGGUCUGGCAUGCGUACUGUUCUUAUGGACAUAGAGGCUGGAUCUGUCCUGUGUCUUAUGACUUAGAGGCUGGAUCCUAUCCUAUGUUCUUUAUGGACUAGAUGGCUGGCAUCUGUCUGUCUUAUGAGUACUAGAGUGCUGAUCUUAUGGUCCUUGUGUUCAUUAUAGACCUUAUCUAGGGCUUGGAUCUUUCUUGGUCUUUAUGGACCUAGAGGGCUGAAUCCUGUCUGGUCUUUAUCAUAGGGCUGACAUCUGUCCUGUGUCUUUAUGGACAUGAGGCUGGCAUCCUGUCCUGUGUCUUUAUGGACAUAGAGGGCUGGCAUCCUGUCCUGUGUCUUUAUAGACAGAGAGGGAUGGCAUCCUGUCCUGUGUCUUUAUAGACAUAAGGGCUGGCAUCCUGUCCUGUGUCUUUAUGGACAUAGAGGGCUGGCAUCCUGUCCUGUGUCUUUAUGGACCUAGAGGGCUGGCAUCCUGUCCUGUGUCUUUAUGGACCUAGAGGGCUGGCAUCCUGUCCUGUGUCAUUAUAGACCUAGAGGGCUGGCAUCCUGUCCUGUGUCUUUAUGGACCUAGAGGGCUGACAUCCUGUCCUGUGUCUUUAUGGACAUAGAGGGCUGGCAUCCUGUCCUGUGUCUUUAUAGACAUAGAGUGCUGGCAUCCUGUCCUGUGUCUAACUAACACUGUGUUGUUGUUUAAAUAUAUUUAGUUAAAGAGGAGAGAUGCUUUGUUUACGAUGUGGACUUUGUUCAUUGGCCGUGGCUAACAAAGAAAACUUUCCAUAAAAACCACAAGAAAACUUUAGUAAAGUUCAGAGAACGUUCUCAGAAUGUUAUUUAAAAACGUAUACAUCCUGUACUCAGCAUCAACAAAACUCUCUCUACCCUCUAUCUUGUUAAGUGUGUUCAGGUGUGUUGGCCGCGCCCACUAAUUGGCACCAACACCUGAUCUUAAUGAGUGCUUGUUUCCUUUGAAAUUAGGUCUGUUUGAAGAGACUAAAAUGAACAGCUUUGAAUGAGUUAAAAACACAUGGCAUUCUAGCUCCAUCCUGGUGGUGCAGUGGACUAAUUCCAUGGAUAGAGAAUUGAAUAUUAUAGGUUCGAACCUCACUGAUGUGUUUGCAUGAGUAAUGCCUAAGGAAAUACAUUUCCAUCUGUGCUUGGAGCUCAACAAAUUUAAACCAAAAUAAGCUAGCAGUAUUAUUAAAAGUCUUAUUGAAACAUUCAAUGAAAGUUUAAGGAAGUUUUUAAAAUAACUCAAAAUAAUCUAUAAUUUCCAUUCUCAGAGCGUUAAUAAAACCACCCAGGAAAACUUCCAAGGAACCAGAGUAAAACGUUCUCAGAACCUCCCUGCAACCUAAAAAUAAACCUUCCCAGAACAGGCAACAUUUUAACUUCUGUUCUCAGAACAUUAAAAAAAUAAUAAUAAUAAUUAAACAAACUUUUACCGGUCAAGAAACGUAUGGCUUCAUUCCCACAACCAAUGUGAAAUCAAAAACAUACAUUACCAAAACUUACAAUGAACCAAACGUGCUAGUUGGAAGUUAGAAGUUGUGGGCGGAGCUAGAAAGUUGGCUGUCAGAUAUUUUACAACGUAAGUUUACAUUUAAUCCGUCUACCUGCAUAUUUCAAGACAUGGCAUGAGGGUGCAGUGAGAUACCCAAUGGGGUGGAUGAUCCUCGUCAAUAAUUUUGAAAAAACUUCUACUUAAAAACUGGAAAUCAAAUGAUCCUCCAUCACUACGACAGUGGAUUAAUCAAAUGUAUUAUUAUUUAAAUAUUGAAAAGUGUGGUACGGAGAAAAAUAGAACAGUGCAUUUUGAGGCCAUAUGGCAUAGAGUGCUACAAGCACUGGAAGGUUCGAGGGGAUGAAGGACGGGGGGUUCGUGAGACACAAGUGAUGUGUAUGGUUGCUGUGGCAACAUGUGGGUCUGAGCAGGUGUGAUGUCAUUGAUGUGUAUGGUUGCUGUGGCAACAUGUGGGUCUGAGCAGGUGUGAUGUCAUUGAUGUGUAUGGUUGCUGUGGCAACAUGUGGGUCUGAGCAGGUGUGAUGUCAUUGAUGUGUAUGGUGCUGUGGUCAACAUGUGGGUCUGAGCAGGUGUGAUGUCAUUGAGUGUAUGGUUGCUGUGGCAACAUGUGGGUCUGAGCAGUGUGUGAUGUCAUUGAUGUGUAUGGUUGCUGUGGCAACAUGUGGGUCUGAGCAGGUGUGAUGUCAUUGAUUGUAUGUUGUGUGGAACAUUGGGUUGAGCAGUGUAUUAUUGAUGUUAUGGUGCUGUGGCAAUGUGGGUUGAGCAGUUGUGCUUCAGUGAAUGGAUAUGUAAUGUGUGACAUUGGUCUGAGCGGUGUGUGCAUAAUGUGAUGGUGCCUUGCAUCAGGGGUCUGACUGUUGUCAUGAUGUAUGGUUGCUGUGCAAUGUGGCUAGCAUUGAGCUGAAUGUGAUGCUUCUAUGUGGACUGUGGGUCAUGAGCAGGUGUCUCAUUGAUGUGAGUUGCUGGGAACAUGAUGCGGUCUGAGCAGUGUAUGCAUGAAUGUGUAAGCUUCUGUGGCACAUGUGGGUCUGAGCAGUGUGAGCUGAUGCUGUAUGGUUGCUGUUGCACAACCUGUGGGUCUGACGGUGUAUGCAUACUGAUGGGCUUGCACAUCUGGCUGUUGCAUUAUACCUUUGUGCCUUUAAUUGUCUUUGCUUAUGUAUGCUUGUUAUUGCUUCCAUAAACUGUAUAUUCUCAUCUGCUGUUGCACUAACCUGAUGCCUUCUCAUCUGCUGUUGCACUAACCUGAUGCCUUCUCAUCUGCUGUUGCACUAACCUGAUGCCUUCUCAUCUGCUGUUGCACUAACCUGAUGCCUUCUCAUCUGCUGUUGCACUAACCUGAUGCCUUCUCAUCUGCUGUUGCACUAACCUGAUGCCUUCUCAUCUGCUGUUGCACUAACCUGAUGCCUUCCUUCCCCUGUCUUAGCCUGCUAGAGGUGUUUCUGGGUGUGUGGGCGAUCAAAUCAAAUCAAGCUUUAUUUAUACAACACAUUUCAGACAUGGAAUGCAACACGUGCCAAUGUGCCCCGUGUGGCUCAGUUGGUAGAGCAAGGCGCUUGCAACGCCAGGGUUGUGGGUUUGAUUUCCACGGGGGGCCAGUAUGAAAAAAGUAUGAAAAUACACUACUCUAUGUCGCUCUGGAUAAGAACAUCUGCUAAAUGUAAAAAAAAAAAAAUACAAAAUGAAAAUAAAAGCUGAAAUAUUUACUAAACAACAAACAUAUGAUAAAUAAUGACACAAACUGAACAACCAAAAAGCACCCUGAGGAAAGUCAAAGCUAAAAAGAUCUCUUUUAAAUAUGUCCACAGUUUCGGCCCCCCCUCAGGUUCUCUGGCAGGCUAUUCCAGAGGCUGGGGGCAUAGUAACUAAAGGCUGCCUCUCCAUGCCUCUUGGUCCUAGGCUUUGGGAUAGUUAAAAGGCCAGUGCCAGAGGACCUGAGGGACCUACUGGGUACAUAACGUAAUGUCUGGCAUUGCAUUUUAGUCAUUUAGCAGACACUCUUAUCCAGAGCGACUUACAGUUAAGUGAGUGCAUACAUUUUCAUACUGGCCCCCCCGUGGGAAACGAACCCACAACCCUGGCGUUGCAAGCGCCAUGCUCUACCAACUGAACUGCAGGAGGACUACGGCAUGUAUUGUGAUGCACAUUCGUGGAUUGAUUUAAAAACCAACAGAAGAAUCUUCAAAUUCAUUCUAAAACUCACAGGCAGGCGGUGCAGAGACCUUAAAACCGGUGUAAUGUGUGCUCUCCGCCUGGUCUUGGUCAGUACCCGUGCUGCAGCAUUCUCUAUGUUUUGCAGUUGACCAAUGGCUUUCUUGGGUAGAUCAGACAGGAGAGCAUUACAGUAGUCAAGCCUGCUUGUAAUAAAAGCAUGGAUGAGUCUCUCUGUAUCAGCCCGAGAGAGAAACGGACGCACCUUGGCAAUGUUCCUCAGGUGGUAAAAAGCUGUUUUGGUCACAUUCCUCCUAAUGUUUGAUUGGAAAUUGAGUUCAGAAUCUAAAAUAACACCUGGGGUUUUUUACCUGGUGUUUUAUCUUUAUUGCCCGUGGAAUUAUAAUGCGAGGUUAGAUUCUCUCUCUGUGCUUUGGCUCCAACAAUAAGUACCUCAGUCUUGUCUUGAUUUAGCUAGGCUAUAACGUGUGUGUGUGUGUGUGUGUGUGUGUGUGUGUGUGUGUGUGUGUGUAUGUGUGUGUGUGUGUGUGUGUGUGCGCGCGCCCAUCCCCUAGAACAUAGCUAAUGUGUUUGGUGUGAUUCUGUUCACCCACACUUAAAUGAUCUUACAGUCCUAGAUUUACCCAGAAGGCCUCCUACACCUCAAAGCAGAGCCUCAGGACAAGUGAAAGACCUGUUGUGUCCUCACUUCUCCAAAAUACACAUGAGUCAUGUUGACAGACCUCUAAAACAUUUAAAACCUAAAACAUGUGAUAGCUUCUCCUGCUGUAUGACUUUUAUCUUCCUCGGAUCUUGAUAAGCAAGCAUCUCAUGACCAGAUGUAUCCGGAAGAAAAAAAGCUGAAGAGAUAUAUAAGAACAAGAGACGACUGUCUGUGAGAAAUGUCUGUCCGUGCUUUAAAGCAUCUUCUCAGAGCUUGUUGUAUCAGGAAAUGCAAAUAAAUGUUACACUAGACAUUCCCAUUCAAAGGGAAGAUUUCCAUUCUAUUUUUUUGUAAGUCUACGGUUGAGAGAAACCAGAGUGUGGAAUUCCAUGGUUCUGAGGUUCUCUUGAACUUCACUGGAGGGAUGUUGCUUUUCAAAAGGUCAGAGAGUUUGUCAGUGUUUAUCAGUUGCUUUUCAGAAUUGGCGUAAAUCCAUAUUGACGUCAUUGAAGAUAAAGCUGGUGAAACAUCUGUCUGUCUGUCUAUUUGUCCGUCCGUCUGCCUCUCAAACGAUCUGUCAAGAUGUCAAUCUUGUAUGACCAUCUACGAGAGAGAACAGAGUAAUUAAACCACAAGAUAAGCCAGUCCAUAAAAAACAUAUCUCUGCCAGUUAUCACUGAUGGACAAAGCCGAUCGUCAGUAGGAUGAAAUGUUCAGAACUCUGAAGACAGAAAUGCACAACAUAGAAAGGACACCGCUCCCCACUUCAUGACAUAGAAAGGACACUGCUCCCCACUUCAUGACAUAGAAAGGACACCGAUCCCCACUUCACGACAUAGAAAGGACACCGCUCCCCACUUCACGACAUAGAAAGGACACUGCUCCCCACUUCAUGACAUAGAAAGGACACCGAUCCCCACUUCACGACAUAGAAAGGACACUGCUCCCCACUUCAUGACAUAGAAAGGACACUGCUCCCCACUUCACGACAUAGAAAGGACACCGAUCCCCACUUCAUGACAUAGAAAGGACACUGCUCCCCACUUCAUGACACAGAAAGGACACUGCUCCCCACUUCAUGACAUAGAAAGGACACCGCUCCCCCACUUCACGACAUAGAAAGGACACUGCUCCCCACUUCACGACAUAGAAAGGACACUGCUCCCCACUUCAUGACAUAGAAAGGACACUGCUCCCCACUUCACGACAUAGAAAGGACACUGCUCCCCACUUCACGACAUAGAAAGGACACUGCUCCCCACUUCACGACAUAGAAAGGACACUGCUCCCCACUUCACGACAUAGAAGGACACCGCUCCCCACUUCAUGACAUAGAAAGGACACUGCUCCCCACUUCAUGACAUAGAAAGGACACUGCUCCCCACUUCACGACAUAGAAAGGACACUGCUCCCCACUUCACGACAUAGAAAGGACACUGCUCCCCACUUCACGACAUAGAAAGGACACCGCUCCCCACUUCAUGACAUAGAAAGGACACUGCUCCCCACUUCAUGACAUAGAAAGGACACCGAUCCCCACUUCACGACAUAGAAAGGACACCGCUCCCCACUUCAUGACAUAGAAAGGACACUGCUCCCCACUUCAUGACAUAGAAAGGACACUGCUCCCCACUUCAUGACAUAGAAAGGACACUGCUCCCCACUUCACGACAUAGAAAGGACACCGAUCCCCACUUCAUGUGAUGAGAAAAUACAUAUAAUCUAGGAGGAAUUGUUGAAGUUUAAAAAAACGUCAUUUUGUCUCAAGCGUUUAUCCCUCACUUCAACCACACAUUAAUAUCUUAAUCAAAGGAUAAAGCUGUUAAAAUAAAGAUAUGACUGGAUAGAUAAAUGUAAUGCGCAGUUGUCUAAGGCACUGCAUCGCAGUGCUAGCUGUGCCACUAGAGAUCCUGGUUCGAAUCCAGGCUCUGUCGUAGCCGGCCGCGACCGGGAGACCCGUUGGGCGGCGCACAAUUGGCCCAGCGUCGUCCAGGGUAGGGGAGGGGAAUGGCCGGCAGGGAUGUAGCUCAGUUGGUAGAGUAUGGCGUUUGCAACGCCAGGGUUGUGGGUUUGAUUCCCACGGGGGGGGGGGCAGUAUGAAGAAAAAUUAUAUAUAUAAUAAUAAAAAUAAUAAUGUAUGCACUCACUAACUGUAAGUCGCUCUGGAUAAGAGUGUCUGCUAAAUGACUAAAAUGUAAUAAAUAAAUAGGAUAGAUAAAUAAAUGGCUAUUUAAAUAAAGUAAGAAUACAAGGAUGAAAGGAUGAAAGGAUGAAAGGAGGUUGAGUUGGAAUGAAUGGUUUAUAAAGGAAUGAAUGUUUGGUUUAAGGUGUGUGGGGGGGGGUUAAUUAUUGUUAUUGCAGUUCUAAUUUCAGAUCUGAAUAUCAGAGAAGUAGACCAAGGGGCCAUACCCUUUAAGAUGUUGUCUACGACGCGUUGUUUGAUUAAAGUGGUCAAGGUAGCUGAUUAGUGUCAAAAGUCACAGUGUUUACUCAUUGUCUCAUGCUUAGAAUGUGCUCCCCCAUUGCUAUCACUUGAAAGUUCUGAAAAGUUUCAUGGCAGUUAAUUCAACAGCGGGAAAUUAGAGUUGCUAAAUUAGUUGAUGUGGUUACUAAAACAGCUGUACCUCUUGAUUGGUAGAACUUACGUUCUUAUUUCAGAUUUGAAUAGCAGAGAAGUAGACCAAGGUGUCAUACACUCUAAGUUGUUGUCUAACUUGUUGGGAAAGGGGUCAAAAUAGCAGUUGUUUGGAAAAAGUUUGAAAAAAUGUGUUAAUGCAGUUACUAAAACGGCUGUAUCGUUAGAUCAGUAGCGGAUAUUUUUGCUCAGUGGACAGAUUUAAAUAGCAGAGAAGUAGACAAAGAUGUCAUACCCUCUAACUUUUUGUCUAACUUGUUCGGUCAAAAUGUCAGUUGUAUGUUAAAAAAGUUACAGAAAAGGUUGUUGAUGCGGUCACUUAAACAGCUGUAACGUUUGAUCGGUACCAGAUAAUUAUGUUAUUAUUUCAGAUUUGAAUAGCAGAAAAGUAAAGUAUGAUGUCCUACACUCUAAUGUUUUGUGUAAACGUUUGGUAAAGUGGUGAAAGUAGCUGAUUUGUGUCAAAAGUUGCAUUGUUGCAUUUUCAGUGAAUGGAAGAUGGAAGUGAUGAUGUCACAAUGGGGAACUUUAAAAUGUUGGAAAAAAAGUCCCAUUAAAGUCAAUGAAGAUGGACAAAAAGAAAGUCAACAAAAUGUAUUGUUUAAAAAAAGUAUUAAUAAUAUCAAAAAGUUGUAUGCAAGCACACUAUCCCAGACCAGUCUGCACAUUUUAAAGUUUGAAUGGUGUUUCUAGCUUAAACGGUUUAAGAGGAGUAGCUUUUGAUACUUUCUGAUACAAAACACAAUGGUGAGUUCUAUAACCAUCACCAGUAAUAAACCUAAGGGCACAAUGGUGAGUUCUAUAACCAUCACCAGUAAUAAACCUACUGUGGCGCAGUGGUCUAAGGGCUAGCUGUGCCACUAGAGAUCCUGGUUCGAAUCCAGGCUCUGUCGUAGCCGACCGGGAGACCAAUGGGGCGGCGCACAAUUGGCCCAGCGUCGUCCAGGAUAGGGGAGGGAAUGGCCGGCAGGGGAUGUAGCUCAGUUGGUAGAGCAUGGCGUUUGCAACGCCAGGGUUGUGCUAAAUGACGUAAAUGUAAGGGCACAAUGGUGAGUUCUAUAACCAGUAAUAAACCUACUCUAAGGGCACAUUGGGAAACAGCAUCUAGUGGUUUAAGUGUAGAUGCUGCUGCAUGCAUAAAGGACAAUAACCUUCCUAUUAACUAAAUUAAAUAAAAAGAAACCAACCUUGAACCUCAACUUCUUCACCAGCUCAGUGACAUGUUUUUUAAAUGACAGUUUGUCAUCAAGCCAGAUAUCAAUAUAUUUGUAGGAAGGAACUCGCUCAAUUUGUGUACCGUUCAAACUAGUCAUUACAAAUUCAUUUAAAUCUGGGUUAUGGGACCUAGAAAAAAAAAGCAUGCAUUUUGUUUUGUUUGCAUUUAGCACUAACUUCAGAUCCAAUAGUGACCUCUGCAGUGGUUGAAAAUCAGACUUCAAAUGUGAAAAGGUUUGGCCCACCGACGGAGCAAUGGAAUACAACACUGCAUUAUCUGCAUACAAAUGAAUAUUACAUUUUUUUUUACAGCAUUACCAAUGUUAUUUACAGUAUAUAGAUUGUAAACAGUAGUGGGCUGAGUAUCGAACCUUGGGGCACCCCUUUAUGUAACUCAAGGAACUCAGAUUUGACCCCAUCUACCUUUAUGGCCUGAGUUCUGUCAUUAUGAACCCAUCGGCAAGCAUCAGUAGCCAACCCUAUCGAGGACAGCUUAUUCAACAGAAUAACAUGGUCUACAGUAUCAAAAGCUUUGACAAGUCUUCAAACAUGGAAGCACAAUUCUUUCUAUUUGUAAUAUAAUUUACAACAAGCAUGGUAGUCGUAGUGGUGCUAUGUUUAGGUCUGAAUCCGGAUUGAGUAACAUUAAGAAUACCAUUUACAGAUAGACAAUAACGUACAGUAGCUGUUUGUUGACCAAUGAUUCUAGUAUUUUCGCAAGACAAGGGAGCCUGGAAAUGGGACGACAAUGAUCAUGAUCACUACUAGAGGGGAGAAAAACAGAAUCUACAGACAUCAUGGCCCUUGAAGGUAGAGAACAGAGUCUACAGUGUUUGUGUGUGUGUGGGUGUGUGUGUGUUGUGUGUGUGUGUGUGUGUGUGUGUGUGUGUGUGUGUGUGUGUGUGUGUGUGCAUCUACUCUUGUCUACAUCUACUCUUGUAAUGUGUGUUUGAGUGCAUACUUGGAGGAGGCAUGGUUUGGAGGCAUGCAGGCCCCCCCCCCCUCUCCCUAUAUCCCCCUCUCUCCCUCCUCUCCCCCCCUAUAACUAACCUCCCCCUCCCUCCCCUUCCCCUCUCUCCCUCCUCUCCCCCCCCUAUAUCCCUCCCCUUCUCCCUCCUCUCCCCCCUAUACACCCCCCCUUCCCUUUCCCUCUCUCCUCCUCUCCCCCCCCUAUACAUCCUGACCUCUCUGCGUCACACAUACACACCAUCUCUGACCUCUCUGCGUCACACAUACACACCAUCUCUGACCUCUCUGCUGUCACACAUACUCACCAUCUCUGACCUCUCUGCUGUCACACAUACACACCAUCUCUGACCUCUCUGCUGUCACACAUACACACCAUCUCUGACCUCUCUGCUGUCACACAUACACACCAUCUCUGACCUCUCUGCUGUCACACAUACACACCAUCUCUGACCUCUCUGCUGUCACACAUACACACCAUCUCUGACCUCUCUGCUGUCACACAUACACACCAUCUCUGACCUCUCUGCUGUCACACAUACACACCAUCUCUGACCUCUCUGCUGUCACACAUACACACCAUCUCUGACCUCUCUGCUGUCACACAUACACACCAUCUCUGACCUCUCUGCUGUCACACAUACACACCAUCUCUGACCUCUCUGCUGUCACACAUACACACCAUCUCUGACCUCUCUGCUGUCACACAUACACACCAUCUCUGACCUCUCUGCUGUCACACAUUCACACCAUCUCUGAUCUCUCUGCUGUCACACAUACACACCAUCUCUGACCUCUCUGCUGUCACACAUACACACCAUCUCUGACCUCUCUGCUGUCACACAUACACACCAUCUCUGACCUCUCUGCUGUCACACAUACACACCAUCUCUGACCUCUCUGCUGUCACACAUACACACCAUCUCUGACCUCUCUGCUGUCACACAUACUCACCAUCUCUGACCUCUCUGCUGUCACACAUACACACCAUCUCUGACCUCUCUGCUGUCACACAUACACACCAUCUCUGACCUCUCUGCUGUCACACAUACACACCAUCUCUGACCUCUCUGCUGUCACACAUACACACCAUCUCUGACCUCUCUGCUGUCACACAUACACACCAUCUCUGACCUCUCUGCUGUCACACAUACACACCAUCUCUGAUCUCUCUGCUGUCACACAUACACACCAUCUCUGACCUCUCUGCUGUCACACAUACACACCAUCUCUGACCUCUCUGCUGUCACGCUACGCUGACUUCGCUGCUGGUGGUCUGGGACAGUUAGAGGCACCUGUCAGGGUACACCGGCUGGGUCCCUGCCCCAUGCCAACCUUAGGGGUAAGGGUUGGGUUGGGCUGGUAGUGGCACGGUUCAGCUGGAUGGUAUCACAUACAGAACAUGUUGUCUGUUCGGAACAGGCUCCUCUCUAGGACAAAGAGGGAGACAUGUUGGAGGACUAGUCCUCUCUAGGACAAAGAGGGAGACAUGUUGGAGGACUAGUCCUCUCUAGGACAAAGAGGGAGACAUGUUGGAGGACUAGUCCUCUCUAGGACACAGAGAAAAAGAUGUUGGAGGACUAGUCCUCUCUAAGACAAAGAGGGAGACAUGUUGGAGGACUAGUCCUCUCUAGGACAAAGAGGGAGACAUGUUGGAGGACUAGUCCUCUCUAGGACAAAGAGGGAGACAUGUUGGAGGACUAGUCCUCUCUAGGACAAAGAGGGAGACAUGUUGGAGGACUAGUCCUCUCUAGGACAAAGAGGGAGACAUGUUGGAGGACUAGUCCUCUCUAGGACAAAGAGGGAGACAUGUUGGAGGACUAGUCCUCUCUAGGACAAAGAGGGAGACAUGUUGGAGGACUAGUCCUCUCUAGGACAAAGAGGGAGACAUGUUGGAGGACUAGUCCUCUCUAGGACAAAGAGGGAGACAUGUUGGAGGACUAGUCCUCUCUAGGACAAGAGGGGAGACAGUUUGGAGGACUAGUCCUCUCUAGGACAAAGAGGGGAGACAUGUUGGAGGACUAGUCCUCCUCUAGGAACAAAGAGGGAGACAUGUUGGAGGACUAGUCCUCUCUAGGACAAAGAGGGAGACAUGUUGGAGGACUAGUCCACUCUAGGACAAAGAGGGAGACAUGUUGGAGGACUAGUCCUCUCUAGACAAAGAGAAAGACAUGUUGGAGGACUAGUCCUCUCUAAGACAAAGAGGGAGACAUGUUGGAGGACUAGUCCUCUCGAGGACAAAGAGAAAGACAUGUUGGAGGACUAGUCCUCUCUAGGACAAAGAGGGAGACAUGUUGGAGGACUAGUCCUCUCUAGGACAAGAGGGAGACAUGUUGGAGGACUAGUCCUCUCUAGGACAAAGAGGGAGACAUGUUGGAGGACUAGUCCUCUCUAGGACAAAGAGGGAGACAUGUUGGAGGACUAGUCCUCUCUAGGACAAAGAGGGAGACAUGUUGGAGGACUAGUCCACUCUAGGACAAAGAGGGAGACAUGUUGGAGGACUAGUCCUCUCUAGGACAAAGAGAAAGACAUGUUGGAGGACUAGUCCUCUCUAAGACAAAGAGGGAGACAUGUUGGAGGACUAGUCCUCUCUAGGACAAAGAGAAAGACAUGUUGGAGGACUAGUCCUCUCUAAGACAAAGAGGGAGACAUGUUGGAGGACUAGUCCUCUCUAGGACAAAGAGGGAGACAUGUUGGAGGACUAGUCCUCUCUUGGACAAAGAGGGAGACAUGUUGGAGGACUAGUCCUCUCUAGGACAAAGAGAAAGACAUGUUGGAGGACUAGAGAGAGAGGGGGGGUGGGGGGUCAGAUUGGAGAGAAUGAGACAGGGGACAGAGAAUAAAAAGACAGAUUGAGUGCUGUGUGUACACUCAAAGAAAUGUUGGGUUAAAAACAACCCAAUUUGGGUUCUUUGGUAACCCAGUGCUGGGUAAAUAUUGGACAGAACACACGCUGGGUUAUUUUUGACCCAGCCAGUUGGGUUGCGUGAAUAACUCAACAUGUUGGGUUGUUGGGAUUACACAAACAUGGGUUCAUUUCACCAUCAGUUAGGUAUUUUUUACUUUCAUGCUGGGUUGACCCAGCAGCUUGGCUUUUUUAAUGUAAUCCUUAGGUUAUUUUCAGGUGGCAUGGAUUAUUAGGGAUGUGGCUUUCAAAUUAUCUUAUUGGCUACCCAUGAGAGUAAAUGUCAUUCCUGUUCAUCGUGUUAAGUUUACAUACUGCAUUUUUAUUUUUUCAUAAUUUUGGGGGGGUAUUUUACACAUUCUUCUUGAAUAUUACGUUUAUUUAUGACAUAUUAUAUAAUAAGAUAAUAUCUGUUGGAAUAACACUGACAAUACAUUGGAACGACAUUAACUCUCACAGGUAGCCAAAAAGAGCUAUCUGAAGGCCACACCCCGACUAAACUACGCCUCAAAUCUUCUGAUCUGACCCGAUGGGUAACAUCUCAAUAAUCCAGCACCAAUAACCCAGCAUCAACAACCCCAACCAUGUUCUUUUUUUUAAAGAAAACAACCCAACGCCUGCAACCCAGCAGUUGGGUCAACCAAACAACCCAGAAUUCCUUUGGGUGUAGUGUGGUGUGCAUCAGACUCUAAACUUGGUUGGCAUUAACAAGGAACUCCUGGGGGGAGUGUGUGUGUGUGUGUGUGUGUGUGUGUGUGUGUGUGUGUGUGUGUGUGUGUGUGUGUGUGUGUGUGUGUGUCUGUGUCUGUGUGUGUGUGUGUGUGUGUGUGUGUGUGUGUGUGUGUGUGUGUGUGUGUGUGUGUGUGUGUGUGUGUGUGUGUGUGUGUGUGUGUGUGUGUGUGUUGUGUGUGUGUGUGUGUGUGUGUCUGUGUGUGGUGUGUGUGUGUGUGUGUGUGGUGUGUGGUGGUGUUGUGGUUGUAGGUGAUCGGUGUGUGUGUGUUUUUAGGUGUGUCGUUAGUGUGGGUGGUGUGUGUGUUGGUGUGUGGUGUGUGUUUUGUGUGUCGGGUUUGUGGUGUCGGUGUGUGGGUGUGGUGUGUGGUGUUUUGUGUGUGUGUGGGUCUGGUGGGUGGGUGUGUGGUGUGUGUGUGUGUGUGUGUGUGUGUGUGUGGGUGUGUGUGUGUGGGUAUGUGUGUGUGUGUGUGGGUGGUGUGUGUCCUGUGGUGUGGUGUGUGUUGGUGUGUGUGUGUGUGUAGGUAGUGUGUGUGUGUGUGUGUGUGUGUGGUGUGUGGUGUGUGUGUGUGACGUCUCUUCGUUGAUCGUGUGUCUAGCCCUCCAGCCAAACCCAAGCCAAACGCUUUGACAGACGUUUCACUCAGGGGGUUUGUCCUUGUUUGACAAUAGAGGGGGAGUUCUAAAGGCGUGAGGGAGGGAGGGAUAAAGCAGCUGAUAGGCUACUCGGCUCAGGGGGCAUGCAGGUCUCAUAGGCGUUGAGGGAGGGAGGGAUAAAGCAGCUGAUAGGCUACUCGGCUCAGGGGGCAUGCAGGUCUCAUAGGCGUGAGGGAGGGAGGGAUAAAGCAGCUGAUAGGCUACUCGGCUCAGGGGGCAUGCAGGUCUCAUCGUGUCCAACCUACUUAGUCGUUAACCAGUCAUUCUGUCACUGAGCUAGCUAAGACCAGGGGACUAGACGUCGUGACUCUCCAACUCUACCACAGACUAUUGCAGACCACUACAAAACAGACAGACAGAGACAUCCAAAAGACUACCACAAACCACCAUAGAUUGGAAAUAUGGUUUUUUUAUUUCGCCAAAACUGUUGCUGAGAGCGACUGGACACUUGUCUAAGAGGACAAGACCUCAUGACUCUCUAGUUCUAUGACAGAGAGCCAAAGACGACUACAGACCUAUAGAGAUUGGGUACAUAGUCUACAUUUGGCUUUUUUUCAGUAUUUCACCAGAUGUUUUUAUCCGGAGCAACUGGACACUUGUCUAGAUCUCUCUCUUGGCGUUCGAUUCCAGUCCACAGAGAAUGAAAUAGGAUAUUUUGGAUAGACGUUUUCCUCUCUUCUCCUCGUCAUGGUCUCAGUGUAGACAUGGUGGUGUACCUGAGGAAAAACAUUCGUUCUCUGCUCUCCGUCUUCAAGAAGAAGGGUGAGUACGAUGGGAGUUAUGUUGCUGAUCUGGAAAGUUGUAUGUUUAUGUUCGGAUUGGUUGACCGGCUGUUUUGGUGUAGUCUUGUGUCUGAAUGAGUGACAACUUUUCAUGGAUGUUUGAAAGACCCUACACUACCUGUUUUAUAGAUAUGACAUCAAACAGUGUGGAUGUUUGAGAGAUCAGAUAUGUCUUGAAUCCUCUAUCAGGUUAUGGCAGCAUUUUCCGUCAAAUCAAAUCAAAACCACAUGGGCCGAAUACAACAGGUGUUGACAUUACAGUGAAAUGCUUACUAACAAGCCCUUAACCAACAACGCAAUGUUAAGAAAAUAAGAAAAGUGUUAAGUAAAAAAUAAAAAUAGCAAAUACUUAAAGAGCAGCAAUAAAAUAAAAUAACAGUAGGGAGGCUAAAUACAGGGGGUACCGGUACAGAGUCAAUGUGCGGGGGCACCGGCUAGUUGAGGUAGUUGAGGUAAUAUGUACAUGUGGGUAGAGUUAAAGUGACUAUGCAUAAAUAAUAAACAGAGUAGCAGCAGCGUAAAAGAGGGGGAUGGGGUGGGGUGGGGGGGCAGUGCAAAUAGUCUGGGUAGCCAUGAUUAGCUGUUCAGGAGUCUUAUGGCUUGGGGGUAGAAGCUGUUAAGAAGCCUCUUGGACCUAGACUUGGCGCUCCGGUACCGCUUGCCAUGUGGUAGCAGAGAGAACAGUCUAUGACUAGGGUGGCUGGAGUCUUUGACAAUUUUUAGGGCCUUCCUCUGACACCGUCUGGUAUAGAGGUCCUGGAUGGCAGGAAGCUUGGCCCCAGUGAUGUACUGGGCCGUACGCACUACCCUCUGUAGUGCCUUGCGGUCGGAGGCCAAGCAGUUGCCAUACCAGGCGGUGAUGCAACCAGUCAGGAUGCUCUCGAUGGUGCAGCUGUAGAACAUUUUGAGGAUCUGAGGACCCAUGCUAAUUCUUUUCAGUCUCCUGAGGGGGAAUAGGCUUUGUCGUGCCCUCUUCACGACUGUCUUGGUGUGUUUGGACCAUGAUAGUUUGUUGGUGAUGUGGACACCAAGGAACUUGAAGCUCUCAACCUGUUCCACUACAGCCCUGUCGAUGAGAAUGGGGGCGUGCUCAGUCCUCUUUUUUUCCUGUAGUCCACAAUUAUCUCCUUUGUCUUGGUCACGUUGAGGGAGAGGUUGUUAUCCUGGCACCACACGGCCAGGUCUCUGACCUCCUCCCUAUAGGCUGUCUCAUUGUUGUCAGUGAUCAGACCUACCACUGUUGUGUCGUCGGCAAACUUAAUGAUGGUGUUGGAGUCGUGCCUGGCCAUGCAGUCAUGGGUGAACAGGGAGUACAGGAGGGGACUGAGCACGCACCCCUGAGGGGCCCCCGUGUUGAGGAUCAGUGUGGCAGAUGUGUUGUUACCUACCCUUACCACCUGGGAGCGGCCCGUCAGGAAGUCCAGGAUCCAGUUGCAAAGGGAGGUGUUUAGUUCCAGGGUCCUUAGCUUAGUGAUGAGCUUUGAGGGCAGUAUGCUGUUGAAUGCUGAGCUGUAGUCAAUUAAUAGCAUUCUCACGUAGAUGUUCCUCUUGUCCAGGUGGGAAAGGGCAGUGUGGAGUGCAAUAGAGAUUGCAUCAUCUGUGGAUCUGUUGGGCUGGUAUGCAAAUUGGAGUGAGUCUAGGGUUUCUGAUAUAAUGGUGUUGAUGCGGGCCAUGACCAGACUUUCAAAGCACUUCAUGGCUACAGACGUGACUGCUACAGGUCGGUGCUUCCCUUUGUAGUCUGCAAUAGUUUUCAAGCCCUGCCACAUCCGACGAACGUCGGAGUCGGUGUAGUACGAUUCAAUCUUAGUCCUGUAUUAACUCUUUGCCUGUUUGAUGGUUCGUCGGAGGGCAUAGUGGGAUUUCUUAUAAGCGUCCGAGUUCAGAGUCCAGCUCCUUGAAAGCGACAGCUCUACCCUUUAGCUCAGUGCGGAUGUUUCCUGUAAUCCAUGGCUUCUGGUUGGGGUAUGUAUGUACGGUCACAGUGGGGAUGACGUCAUCGAUGCACUUAUUGAUGAAGCCAGUGACUGAUGUGGUGUACUAGUGUAGAAACAUAAAGAUGGUGACAGAGGACUGGUGAAAGACUGUAGAAACAGAAGGAUGGUGAAAGAGGUCUGGAGAAAGACUGUAGUAACAGAAGGAUGGAAAGAGGACUGGUGAAAGACUGUAGAAACAGAAGGAUGGAAAGAGGACUGGUGAAAGACUGUAGAAACAGAAGGAUGGAAAGAGGACUGGUGAAAGACUGUAGAAACAGAAGGAUGGAAAGAGGACUGGUGAAAGACUGUAGAAACAGAAGGAUGGAAAGAGGACUGGUGAAAGACUGUAGAAAUAGAAGGAUGGAAAGAGGACUGGUGAAAGACUGUAGAAAUAGAAGGAUGGAAAGAGGACUGGUGAAAGACUGUAGUAACAGAAGGAUGGAAAGAGGUCUGGAGAAAGACUGUAGAAACAGAAGGAUAGAAAGAGGACUGGAGAAAAACUGUAGAAACAGAAGGAUGGUGACAGAGGACUGGUGAAAGAGAGAUGAGUAGUUGUGCGUUUGUUAUGGUGAUGUGACCAGAGUGACGCACCACGUACGCACACACACACACACAAGCUGCAAGGAGCCAGCUAAUCCUGCAUGGCGUGAGUUAGGGAGCUUCACUAAUAGAAUGAAAUGCCUGGCGUUUUGGGGUCUCAACUUAGAGACCAUUAAACUCCUCGUGGGGAGUCUUAAGGCAGUAAAACGUUAUCAUUGUUGGCACCACCAUAAAAUAAUGAACGCGGUCUAUCCCAUUAAGCUUGUAGGCACCACCAGAGUGUGUGUGAAUGUCCACAGAACUGUACAGAUUGAGUAGUGGGUCUGUUGGACUAAAGGGGAUCUCCUGGGUAUUAGACAAUAUGCUGCCAAUAUGUGAAUCUCAGAGCACACAAAGCUAUACAGAGUGGAUAGACUAGAGCAGUGGGUUAGUGGAUAGACUAGAGCAGUGGUCUAGUGGAUAGACUAGAGCAGUGGGUUAGUGUCUAGUGGAUAGACUAGAGCAGUGGGUUAGUGUCUAGUGGAUAGACUAGAGCAGUGGGUUAGUGUCUAGUGGAUAGACUAGAGCAGUGGGUUAGUGUCUAGUGGAUAGACUAGAGCAGUGGGUUAGUGUCUAGUGGAUAGACUAGAGCAGUGGGUUAGUGUCUAGUGGAUAGACUAGAGCAGUGGGUUAGUGUCUAGUGGAUAGACUAGAGCAGUGGGUUAGUGUCUAGUGGAUAGACUAGAGCAGUGGGUUAGUGUCUAGUGGAUAGACUAGAGCAGUGGGUUAGUGUCUAGUGGAUAGACUAGAGCAGUGGGUUAGUGGAUAGUGGUCUAGUGGAUAGACUAGAGCAGUGGGUUAGUGUCUAGUGGUCUAGUGGAUAGACUAGAGCAGUGGGUUAGUGUCUAGUGGUCUAGUGGAUAGACUAGAGCAGUGGGUUAGUGUCUAGUGGUCUAGUGGAUAGACUAGAGCAGUGGGUUAGUGUCUAGUGGAUAGACUAGAGCAGUGGGUAGUGUCUAGUGGAUGACUAGAGCAGUGGGUUAGUGUCUAGUGGAUAGACUAGAGCAGUGGGUUAGUGUCUAGUGGAUAGACUAGAGCAGUGGGUUAGUGUCUAGUGGAUAGACUAGAGCAGUGGGUUAGUGGAUAGUGGUCUAGUGGAUAGACUAGAGCAGUGGGUUAGUGUCUAGUGGAUAGACUAGAGCAGUGGGUUAGUGUCUAGUGGAUAGACUAGAGCAGUGGGUUAGUGUCUAGUGGAUAGACUAGAGCAGUGGGUUUAGACUAGAGAAGCAGUGGGUUAGUGUCUAGUGGUCUAGUGGAUAGACUAGAGCAGUGGGUUAGUGGUCUAGUGGUCUAGUGGAUAGACUAGAGCAGUGGGUUAGUUGGUCUAGUGGUCUAGUGGAUAGACUAGAGCAUUGGUCUAGUGGAUAGACUAGAGCAGUGGGUUAGUGUUCUAGUGGUCUAGUGGAUAGACUAGAGCAGUGGGUUAGUGUCUAGUGGUCUAGUGGAUAGACUAGAGCAGUGGGUCAGUGGAUAGUGGUCUAGUGGAUAGACUAGAGCAGUGGGUUAGUGUCUAGUGGUCUAGUGGAUAGACUAGAGCAGUGGGUUAGUGGAUAGUGGAUAGACUAGAGCAGUGGGUUAGUGUCUAGUGGUCUAGUGGAUAGACUAGAGCAGUGGGUUAGUGUCUAGUGGUCUAGUGGAUAGACUAGAGCAGUGGGUUAGUGGAUAGUGGUCUAGUGGAUAGACUAGAGCAGUGGGUUAGUGUCUAGUGGAUAGACUAGAGCAGUGGGUUAGUGUCUAGUGGUCUAGUGGAUAGACUAGAGCAGUGGGUUAGUGUCUAGUGGUCUAGUGGAUAGACUAGAGCAGUGGGUUUUCUAACGUCUCCUCUGGGACUUCCAGUCGUUCCAUGUAUUUCAACUAUUCCACAGCUAGCACACCUGAUUCAUCCAGCCAACUAACCAUCAAGCCCUUGACUAGGUGAAUCAGGUGAACUAGUUCAGGACUGCAACAAAAUACUGAAAACGUCUGGAGGUCCCUGAGGAGACUAUAGGACUUAGGGGGAUGACUCUUGGUAAAGGGGGGUAGUGUUCCUCUCCUGUUCCCCUGACUAAGAGGUCACUAAGGGGGGUGUUCCCUUUCUGUCUUUUGUCCCAGGUAACAGAACAGCCCUCAGUCUCACACACAUGGUUAUGCAACAGUGUGUGUGUGUGUGUGUGUGUGUGUGUGUGUGUGUGUGUGUGUGUGUCUGUGUGUGUGUGUGUGUGUGUGUGUGUGUGUGUGUGUGUGUCUGUGUGUGUGUGUGUGUGUGUCUGUGUGUGUGUGUGUGUGUGUGUGUGUGAGUGUGUGUGUGUCUGUGUGUGUGAGUGUGAGUGUGAGUGUGAGUGUGAGUGUGUGUGUGUGUGUGUGUGUGUGUGUGUGUGUGUGUGGUGUGUGUGUGUGUGAGUGUGUGUGUGUGUGUGUGUGUGUGUGUGUGUGUGUGUGUGUGUGAUAACAGUACACCUCUCAGGUGACAGACACGCACCUGUACCCCUACCAGACACAAGGCCCUUCCCCGUUUGUGACUGUGGGAAAAGUCAGGGCAUUAUGGAACUAACACUGUCAGACGCAAUUAAGACUUUACAUAUGGAGAUACAAUAUGGACAUACGAUAUGGACAUACGAUAUGGACAUACGAUAUGGACAUACGAUAUGGACAUAUGUAUGUAUAUACAGUGCAUUCGGAAAGUAUUCAGACCCCUUGGCUUUUCCACAUUUUGUUAUGUUACAGCCUUAUUCUAAAAUUGAUUUUUUUUUUUUUUAUAAUCCUCAUCAAUCUACACACAAUACCCCCAUAAUGACAAAGCAAAAACAGGUUUGUGGAAAUUUAAAAAACUGAAAUAUUACAUUUACAUAAGUAUUCAGACCCUUUACACACUACUUUGUAGAAGCACCCUUAGCAGCGAUUACAGCCUUGAGUCUUCUUGGGUAUGACGCUACAAGCUUGGCACACCUGUAUUUGGGGAGUUUCUCCCAUUCUUCUCUGCAGAUCCUCUCAACCUCUGUCAGGUUGGAUGGGGAGCGUUGCUGCACGGCUAUUUUCAGGACUCUCCAGAAAUGUUUGAUCAGGUUCAAGUCCGGGCUCUGGCUGGGCCACUCAAGGACAUUCAGAGACUUGUCCCGAAGCCACUGCUGCGUUGUCUUGGCUGUGUGCUUAGGGUCGUUGUCCUGUUGGAAGGUGAACCGUCACCCCAGUCUGAGGUCCUGAGCGCUCUGAGCAGGUUUUCAUCAAGGAUCUCUCUGUACUUUGCUCCGUUCAUCUUUCCCUCGAUCCUGACUAGUCUCCCAGUCCCUGCCACUGAAAAACAUUUUCAUUUUUCAUUUUAGUCAUUUAGCAGACGCUCUUAUCCAGAGCGACUUACAGUGAGUGAGUGCAUACAUUUUCAUACUGCAUGAAGCUACCACCACCAUGCUUCACCGUAGGGAUGGUGUCUGGUUUACUCCAGAUGCGACGCUUGGCAUUCAGGCCAAAGAGUUCAAUCUUGGUUUCAUCAGACCAGAGAAUCUUGUUUCUCAUGGUCUGAGAGUUCUUUAGGUGCCUUUUGGCAAACUCCAAGCGGGCUGUCAUGUGCCUUUUACUGAGGAGUGGUUUCCGUCUGGCCACUCUACCAUAAAGGCCUGAUUGUUGGAGUGCUGCAGAGAUGGUUGUCCUUCUGGAAGGUUCUCCCAUCUCCACAGAGGAAUCCAGGAGCUCUGUAAGAGUAACCAUCAGGUUCUUGGUCACCUCCCUGAUCAAGGCCCUUCUCCCCCGAUUGCUCAGUUUGGCUUGGCGGCCAGCUCUAGGAAGAGUCUUGGUGGUUCCAAACUUCUUCCAUUUAAGAAUGAUGGAGGCCACUGUGUUUUUGGGGACCUUCAAAGCUUCAGAAGUGUUUUGCUACCCUUCCCCAGAUCUGUGCCUCAACACAAUCCUGUCUCGGAGCUCUACGGACAAUUACUUUGACCUCAUGGCUUGGUUUUUGCUCUGACAUGCACUGUCAACUGUGGGGCCUUAUAUAGACAGGUGUGUGCCUUUCCAAAUCAUAUCCAAUCAAUUGAAUUUACCACAGGUGGACUCCAAUCAACUUGUAGAAACAUCUCAAGGAUGAUCAAUGGAAACAGGAUGCACCUGAGCUCAAUUUCGAGUCUCAUAGCAAAGGGUCUGAAUACUUAUGUAUUUUUUCGCUUUGUCAUUAUGGGGUAUUGUGUGUAGAUUGUUGAAAAAAAAUAAUAUUUUAAUCCAUUUUAGAAUAAGGCUGUAACGUAACAAAAUGUGGAAAAAGGGAAGGGGUCUGAAUACUUUCCCAAUGCACCGUAUCUAUCUAUUAUACAAUGAGUAGCAGAAGAAAACAGAAUAGAACAGAACUGACACAGACAUAUGUCAUUCCUGCUCUGUAUCUUAGAGUACGAUACUUCUGCUAAGAGGUCUGGACUUGUAUGGCACAGGUACUGUAGUAAUCUUACCCUCCAACAGGGCUCACUGGUGCCCAUUUACUACACUCCCUUGAAAUGUCAAGCCUGCUACAGCACACAAUCUGUCUCCCCACUACUCUAACCUCUCUGUCUCCUCUAACCGCUCUGUCUCCUCACUACUCUAACCUCUCUGUCUCCUCUAACCUCUCUGUCUCCCCACUUCUCUAACCUCUCUGUCUCCCCACUACUCUAACCUCUCUGUCUCCUCUAACCUCUCUGUCUCCCCACUACUCUAACCUCUCUGUCUCCCCACUACUCUAACCUCUCUGUCUCCCCACUACUCUAACCUCUCUGUCUCCCCACUACUCUCACCUCUCUGUCUCCCCACUACUCUAACCUCUCUGUCUCCUCUAACCUCUCUGUCUCCCCCUACUCUAACCUCUCUGUCUCCCCACUACUCUAACCUCUCUGUCUCCUCUAACCUCUCUGUCUCCUCACUACUCUAACCUCUCUGUCUCCUCUAACCUCUCUGUCUCCUCUAACCUCUCUGUCUCCCCACUACUCUAACCUCUCUGUCUCCCCACUACUCUAACCUCUCUAUCUCCUCUAACCUCUCUGUCUCCCCACUUCUCUAACCUCUCUGUCUCCCCACUACUCUAACCUCUCUGUCUCCCCCACUACUCUAACCUCUCUGUCUCCCCACUACUCUAACCUCUCUGUCUCCCCACUACUCUAACCUCUCUGUCUCCCCACUACUCUAACCUCUCUGUCUCCUCUAACCUCUCUGUCUCCCACUACUCUAACCUCUCUGUCUCCUCUAACCUCUCUGUCUCCUCACUACUCUAACCUCUCUGUCUCCUCUAACCUCUCUGUCUCCUCUAAACCUCUCUGUCUCCUCUCUGUCGUCCCCACUACUCUAACCUCUCUGUCUCCCCAUACUUUAACCUUCUGUCUCCUCUAACCUCUCUGUCUCCCCACUACUCUAACCUCUCUGUCUCCUCUAACCUCUCUGUCUCCUCUAACCUCUCUGUCUCCCACUACUCUAACCUCUCUGUCUCCUCUAACCUCUCUGUCUCCCCACUACUCUAACCUCUCUGUCUCCUCACUACUCUAACCUCUCUGUCUCCCCACUACUCUAACCUCUCUGUCUCCCCACUACUCUAACCUCUCUGUCUCCCCCACUCAACCUCUCUGUCUCCCCACUCCUCUAACCUCUCUGUCGCCCUCUAACCUCUCUGUCUCCCCACUACUUCUAACCUCUCGUCUCCCCACUACUCUAACCUCUCUGUCUCCUCACUACUCUAACCUCUCUGUCUCCUCUAAACCUCUCUCCUCUCUUCCCCCUACUCUAACCUCUCUGUCUCCCCACUACUCUAAACCUCUCUGUCCUCCCCACUACUCUAACCUCUCUGUCUCUCCCCACUACUCUAACCUCUCUGUCUCCCCACUACUCUAACCUCUCCGUCUCCUCUAACCUCUCUGUCUCCCCACUACUCUAACCUCUCUGUCUCCCCACUACUCUAACCUCUCUGUCUCCUCACUACUCUAACCCCUCUGUCUCCCCACUACUCUAACCUCUCUGUCUCCCCCACUACUCUAACCUCUCUGUCUCCCCACUACUCUAAACCUCUCUGUCUCCUCUAACCUCUCGGUCUCCCCACUACUCUAACCUCUCAGUCUCCCCACUACUCUAACCUCUCUGUCCCCCCACUACUCUAACCUCUCUGUCUCCCCCACUACUCUAACCUCUCUGUCUCCCCACUACUCUAACCUCUCUGUCUCCUCAAACCUCCUGUCUCCUCACUACUCUAACCCUCUCUGUCUCCUCUAACCUCUCUGUCUCCUCUAACCUCCUGUCUCCCCACUACUCUAACCGUCUCUGUCUCCCCACUACCUCUAACCUCUCUGUCCUCCCACUACUCUAACCUCUCUGUCUCCCCACUACUCUAACCUCUCUGUCUCCCCACUUACUCUAACCUCUCUGUCUCCUCUAACCCUCUCUGUCUCCCCACUACUCUAACCUCUCUGUCUCCUCUAAACCUCUGUCUCCUCACUACUCUAACCCUCUCUGUCUCCCCACUACUCUAACCUCUCUGUCUCCCCCACUACUCUAAACCUCUCUGUCUCCCUCUAACCUAUCUGUCUCCCCACUACUCUAACCUCUCUGUCUCCUCUAACCUCUCUGUCUCCCCACUACUCUAACCUCUCUGUCUCCCUCACUACUCCUAACCUCUCUGUCUCCCCACUACUCUAACCUCCUCUGUCCUCCCCCACUACUCUAACCUCUCCUCUCUCCCCACUACUCUAACCUCUCUGUCUCCCCACUACUCUAAACCUCUCUGUCUCCUCUAACCUCUCUGUCUCCCCACUACUCUAACCUCUCUGCCUCCCCACUACUCUAACCUCUCUGUCUCCUCCUCAUAUCUAACCUCUCUGUCUCCUCUAACCUCUCUGUCCCCCAUUACUCUAAACUCCUGUCUCCCCCCACUACUCUAACCUCUCUGCUCCCCACAUACUCUAAACCCCUCUGUUUUCCCCACUACUCUAACCUCUCGGUCUCCCCCUACUCUAACCCUCUGUCUCCUCUAACCUCUCUGUCUCCCCACUACUCUAACCCUCUUCUGUCCCCCCCACUACUCUAACCUCUCUGUUUUCCUCACUACUCUAACCUCUCUGUCUCCCCACUACUCUAAACCUCUCUGUCUCCCCACUACUCUAACCUCUCUGUCUCCUCUAACCUAUCUGUCCCCCACUACUCUAACCUCUCUGUCUCCUCUAACCUCUCUGUCUCCCCCUACUCUAACCUCUCUGUCUCCUCACUACUCUAACCUCUCUCUCCCCACUACUCUAACCCCCUCUGUCCCCCCACUACUCUAACCUCUCCUUUCCCCCCACUACUCUAACCUCUCUGUCUCCCACUACUCUAACCUCUCUGUCUCCCCUAACCUCUCUGUCUCCCCACUACUCUAAACCUCUCUGCCUCCCCACUACUUUUAAACCCCUUUCUCCUAUCUCUACCCUCGUCUCUCCCAACUCUCUGUCUCCCACUACUCUAAACUCUCUGUCUCCCCACUACUCUAACCUCUCUGUCUCCCCACUACUCUAACCUCUCUUUCCCCACUACUCUAACCUCCUCUGGGCUCCCCCCACUCUUAACUCUCUGUCCCUACUACCUCUCGUCUCCCCACUACUCUAACCUCUCUGUCUCCCACUACUAACCUCUCUGUCUCCCCACUACUAACCUCUUUUGUCUCCCCACUACCUAACCUUCCCGUCUCCCCACUACUCUAACUCUCUGUUCUGUCUCCCCCCUCUAACCUCUCUGUCUCCCCACUACUCUAACCUCUCUGUCUCCCACCCCCCCUCUAACCUCUUGUCUCCCCCUACUCUAACCUCUCUGUCUCCCCUACUAACCUCUCUGUCUCCCCACUCUAACCUCUCUGGUCUCCUCUAACCCUCGCUCUGUCUCCCACUACUCUAAACCCCUCUGUCUCCCCCAUACUCUAACCUCUCUGUCUCCCCACUACUCUAACCCUCUUCUGUCUCCCCCCCUAACCUCUCCCGUCCCUCCCCGCACUCCUUUAACCUCUCUGUCUCCCCCCCUAACCUCUCUGUUCCUUUCCCACUAACUCUAACCCCUCUGUCUCCCUCUAACCCUCUGGGCUCCCCACUACUCUAACCUCUCUGUCUCCUCUAACCUCUCUGUUCUCCCCACUACUCUAAACCUCUCUGUCUCCUCAACCUCUCUGUUUUCCCACUACUCUAACCUCUCUGUCUCCCCUAAACCCCGCUUUCCUUUUCCCCACUACUCUAAACCUCUCUGUCCCCCACUACUCAACCUUUUUCCCUUCCUUUUCCCACUACCUAACCCUCUGUCUCCUCUAACCUCUCUGUUUUCCCCACUAAAUCUAACCUCUCUGUCUCCUCUAACCUUCUGUCCCCCCACUACUCAACCUCUCUGUCUCCUCUAACCUCCUUUCCCCCUACUCUAACCUCCUCCCGUCUCCCUAACCUUCUGUCUCCCCACUACUCUAACCUCUCUGUCUCCUCUAACCUCUCUGUCUCCCCACUACUCUAACCUCUCUGUCUCACCUCUCUCCCCCUCUAACCUCUCUGUCUCCCCCCUACUCUAACCUCUCUGUCUCCUCUAACCUCUCUUUCUCCCCCACUACCCCAACCUCUCUUCUCCUCUAACCUCUCUGUCUCCCCCAAAUACUCUAACCUCUCUGUCUCCUUAACCUCUCUGUCUCCCCACUACUCUAAACCUUUUCUUUUCCCUUACCCUCUUCCCCUACUCUAACUCUCUGUCUCCUCUAACCUCCUGUCUCCCCACUACUCAACCUCUCUGGUCUCCCAUCUUUAAACCUUUUGUCUCCUCUCCCUCCCCUAACCUCUCUUCUACCUCUAACAUCUCGUUCUCCUCUAACCCUCUCUGUCUCCCCACCUACUCUAACCUCUCUUGUCUCCUCUAACCUCUCUGUCUCCCACUACUUACUCUAACCUCUCUGUCUCCCCCUACUCUACCUCUCCUUCCUCUGUCUCACCCCACUACUCUAAACCGUCUCUGUCUCCCCACUACAUCUAACCUCUCUGUCUCCCCACUACUCUCAACCCUCCUGGUCCCUCCCCAACUACUCGAACAUCUCUGGUCCUACCCCACUACUCUAACCAUCUCUGUCUCACCCACUACUCUAACCCUCUUGUAUUCCCACUACUCUAGCCCUCUCUGUCUUCCCUCUCCCCCACUACUCUAAACAUCCUCUGUAUCCCCACUACUUCGUUCCUCUCUGUCUCCCCCACUACUCUAACCUCUCUGUCUCCCCACUACUCUAACAUCUCUGUCUCCCCACUACUCUAACCUCUCUAUCUCCCCACUACUCUAACCUCAUGUCAACAAACUCAUGUUGAAUUCCCAGGCCACUUAUGACCGCAGCAGCAUGUUUAUCUUGGAACCAGACCAGGGCUGCAUCCCAAAUAUUUACAUUACAUUUUAGUCAUUUAGCAGACGCUCUUAUCCAGAGUGACUUACAGGAGCAAUUAGGGUUAAGUGCCUUGCUCAAGGGCACAUCGACAGAUUUUUCACCUAGUCGGCUCGGGGAUUAGAACCAGCAACCUUUCAAUUACUGGCACAACGCUCUUAACCACUAAGCUACCUGCCGCCCCAAAUAGCACCCUAUUACGUUCGAAGUGCACUAUUUUCGACCAGGGCCAUAUGGGCUCUAGUGCACUAUCUAGGGAAUAGGGUGCCAUUUGGGAUGCAGUACCAGGCCAAUCCAGAUUACCUCCCCCAUAUGGACUACCUGGGUUGAGAUACGCCGGGGAGGAGCCAAUCCGGGGUUAGCUCUCUGGGGUGGCGAAGGCAAGACGUCUGCCGGGCAGAUUGGGACAGGCCAAUUAUACACACAUGCCAAGAGAGACUGGUGAUGAAACAGAUGGCAUCUCAUUGUCAAACCUCCAUCAAAUACUAGAGACAGAGAGAGCGAGAGACAGAGAGAGAGACAGAGAGAGAGAGAGAGAGAGAGAGAGAGAGAGAGAGAGAGAGAGAGAGAGAGAGAGAGAGGCAGAUAGGGAGAGCGAGAGGGAUAUGGAGAGGAGAGAAGGAGAGAGAGAGAGAGAGAGAGAGAGACGGAGAGACAGAGAGACAGAGAGAGAGGAGAAGGAGGGAGGAGAGAGUGAGGAGGAAGUCAUUUGGUAUUGGAUGGAAUUAAAGACCAGAUAGGGGAGUCAGUCUACUCUGAUUAAGAGUCAGGAUGUUCUAGGGCUCUAAUGCCUUCAAUGUAAUGUGUUGCCAAGUACUGUUAUACAGGUCCUGGUGCCAGUCACUAACCAGUAAGCAGUCACAUCACUGUGUAGGGUUCCUCUAUGUGUGAGCAUAUAACAAGGUCUAUCAAGAGGUCCGAAUCUUUAUGGCACAGGGGGCACUUGUAACUGACCCCUCAGGCACAACUUCCUGUUUGAUUUAUGGGAUAUAUGGAGUUGUUGAAGAGACGGAUAACACAAUCACUAUCUCUUGGUGAUGAAUACAUUGUUAUUAAACUCUCUCUCUUUCUCUCUUUCUCUCUCUCUCUCUCUCUCUUCUCCCUCUCUCUCUCUCUCUCUAGCUGGUCCUAAGGGUCAGGAUGAGCAGAAGAGGUUGACAGUUCACUACACAGCCUCCUCACACUACCAGGAGAAUGUGUUCAUCGAGGGCAGCCGUCCUCAGUACCUGGAAGACCUACACACUGAGGCACGGGAGGGGUUAAAGAUCCUACAACAAGAGGGUGAGCAUUACCCACUCUAAACAGUACUCAGACCACAUCACUUGGGGUUAAACUCGAGAUGGUUGAAUGUUGUCGUUGGCGCUAUCGUGUGGGAUUUAUCUGUGAUUGAAUACCCUUUUUGUUUCUCCAUCAGAAUUCGACAAUGGAGGGGACUUUCAGGAUGACCAGAGUGUUGCCGUAAGUAGGGGUUUAUUUGAAACAAUCUUAUGUGGCUAAUCAAGGAAUAGGAGACAGGAGCAUACAACAGCUUCUGCAAGAACACAGUGAUGGAAUACCUUGUUUCACGAAUACCCACUCCUGUAUUCCCCCGUCUGCAGUCCAAUCCCAUUAUCCAGGCGGAGCAGGACGUCAACGCCAACCACAGGGAUGGAUCUCAGGAGUCCGGAAGCACCGCUGGGAAUUCUGUUACCGCAGCGACCUCUGCUGUAUCGUCAGCCAUGUCCACGAGGCCCGUGAUCACACGCCAAGGUAGGGGAGAAGAACGUUUCUGUGUCUCUGUGUCUCUUCACCUGAUAGAGACAUACUCUGUGAGAGAAGCUUGUAAUCUGAGCAGGGCAAUGCCACAGGCCUCCAGUUUCUCAACAGACACAAGCUGCCCCAAAAGGUUCCAUGGUGCAGUAGUGGUGCGUGGAUAAAAUCACUGGGGAAGCCAAAAAAAAAAAAAACAUAUUACAACCUAUGUGUUGUGAUAAUUGCGUUGUUUGCUCUGUAACCUGUUAGUUCAUAUGCCUUGUGCCACUGUGAUAUAUAGGCCUAAAGGCCGAGACAAUAAGACACAGUGGCAGAACAAAUUCAACCACACCUUUGUUUCAUCACAAAACCAAAGAGCAUCCUCUGUCCGGUGAAGUCCAUAAAGCAUAUUGCAUGUAACAAACAGUUACAUGACCUACAGCAUGGUCAAGCAAGUUAAUGUUUCUGACAUUUUCCGGACCACUAAACAACUAUUGAUUUAGAACCACAGAGAGUUACCGCAAGUCGCAAAGAAAACAGGAGCUGCCUCCACUAUUCCAGCACCAUUUCAACUUCAACAUUUGAACAUCAUCAAAUCACCUCUGCUUAGUCUAAUACAGAGACAACUAAAAGAUACCAAAAACAAUUUAGUCCAAUUAACGUAAGCUAAAUAUGCUGUGGCUGUCCAUGCUUCUGAUUUCUGUGUCCAUGUUUGUUUGUGUGCGUGCGUGCGUGUGCGUGUGUGUGUGUGUGCGUGUGUGUGUGUUCAUGCAAGUACAAAAACAUGUGCCAUCCUCCUCUCUUUCAUGUUGACGAAACGGUCCAUCACUCUGUCAUACAGUACACGCUUUUAGUUUUGGUUGUCCUAGGCUACCUGGCUAAGAUUCUUGCUCACUAGCCUAACUUCCUUUCAUGGGCAAUGUUAGCUAGUUAACAUUAGCCUUCUACAUCUAGCUACAUAUUGAACUUCCAUUUACAUUUUACAUUUUAGUAAUUUAGCAGACGCUCUUAUCCAGAGCGACUUACAGGAGCAAUUAGGGUUAAGUGCCUUGCUCAAGGGCACAUUUACGUCAUUUAGCAGACGCUCUUAAACAGAGCGACUCACAAAUUGGUGCAUUCACCCUAUAGGCAGUGGAAAAACCACUUCCAUCCACUCAGGCCAGGGGCACAACAAUGUAUGAAUUAAUGGUUGGAUCAGGAUCGCCGUUAUAAUCAUUGGCCAGUAUGGAGAAUUAAGUAAAACCACAAGUCCAAAUCCCUAUCUCCAUCCAUGGCUAAUUUAGGAAAGGGACCAUUUUAGCUAGCUGGCUAGCCACCGGAGGACAACAACACAACGAGAUGCAACAAUUCAAGUUGUUUCUGUCAAUGACGUAUGCUCUGAAUGUGAUGUGAUAGGAGUGAAGCCAAAUCCAAACUGACUUCUUUUGACACUUUUUAUUGGUGCGCCAGGACCAUUCACAGUUGAGCUCACUCAGUUUAGCUCAACGCUAAUUUGUAAAACUUUUUUAUCAAGGGAGGCCAAAUGCUUGCUGGCUUCCCUUGCGUUCCAUUCAAUGCUACGGGAGGCAACAAUGUCAUACUCGUUUGGACCAGACAGCAUCAGAUAGAUGGCCUACACGUAGAGAGACAGAGGGGCGCUGUUUCGCUCACUCAGAUGCUUUCUCCGGAGAGAUAGAUUGAGCCUCUUGCGAAUUGAAGGAAAAUUAUGAAACACAUGUAUUUUUAGUUAUUUAUUAUUGGUACUUUAACCAGCCAUGAUGACUGGUUAAAGAGACACAGAGAAGGAAGGGAAAGGAUUCCUAGUCAGUUGCACAACUGAAUGCAUUCAACCAAAGAAAGGGGUAGGGAGAGAAAGAUGGGGGAGAAAGACAGAGAGAGAGAGAUGGGGGAGAGAGAGAUGGGGGGAGGGGAGAGAGGAGAGAGAGAUGGGGAGAGAGAGGAUAAGGGAGAGAGACGGAUGAGGAGAGAUGGGGGAGAGAGAUGAGAUGGAGAGAGAUGGGGAAGUAGAGGAUGGGGGAAGAGACUGAGAGAGAUGGGGGAGAGAGAGAUGGGGAGAGAGGCUGAGAGAGAUGGGGAGAGAAAGGGGUAUGGAGAGAGAUGGGGAUAGAAAGAGAUGGGUAGGGAGAGAAAGAUGGGGGAGAGAGACUGAGAGAGAGAUGGGGGAGAGAGACGGAGAGAAAGGGGUAGGGAGAGAAGUGGGGAACAGACAGAAGAGAUAUGGGGGAGAGAGGAGAGAGAAUGGGAGAGAGAGAUGGGAGACGGAGAGAAUUGGGAGAGAGACAGAGAUGAGAUGAAGAAUGAAAAUGUAGUAUGGGGAGGGAAAAGUGGAGCAGAGAAAAGGUUAGGGAUAGAAAGAUGGGGGUUCUUCAUAAUCAUAUCCCAUUCAUUGUAUGCUAAUCAUAGAUCAUGCCUUGGGGUAGGCCUAUAUUUUAGUCUUUGUUUGUAAAUGUUAUUUUUGGUGGUUGAGGGAUCUAUUUCUCCUGCAGGCCUCGUUCUCAGCAGUCUCUACUGUCUCUCUACUGGGUCUCUUCUGUCUCUACUGGGUCUCUUCUGUCUCUACUGGGUCUCUUCUGUCUCUACUGGGUCUCUUCUGUCUCUACUGGGUCUCUUCUGUCUCUACUGGGUCUCUUCUGGGUCUCUACUGGGUCUCUUCUGUCUCUACUGGGUCUCUGCUGGGUCACUUCUGUCUCUACUGGGUCUCUGCUGGGUCUCAUCUGUCUCUACUGGGUCUCUUCUGUCUCUACUGGGUCUCUACCUCUCUCUCUGUCUACUCAAUGGUCUUUACUGUCUCUGUUGACUCAUGGUUCUACGUCCUACUGAGUUUGUUUCUCACUGGGUCUCUAACGUCUUCUGUCUCUCUGGGUCUCUUGUCUCUACUGGUCUCUUCUGUCUCUACAUUAUGUCUCUAAUCUCUCUCUAACCUGUCUUCAACACUGGGUCAUUAUAACUAUACCUCUGUUGGUCUCUACUGGGUCUCUAUCUCUAUGGUCCGUCCUGGUCUCUACUGUGGCCUCUCUUUCUGUCCUCUACUGGGUCUCUUACUGUUCAUUCUGGCUCUCUAACUGGGUCUCUAUGUCUCUACUGGUCUCUACUGGUCUCUACUGGGUCUACUGUCUCUCUGUCUCUACUGGGUCUCUUACUGGUCUCUACUGGGUCUCUAUCCUGCUCUCUCGGUCUCUAACUGGUCUGUUUCUUCUGGUCUCUUACUGGGUCUCUUACUGUCCUCUACUCUGGGUCUCUUCUUUCCUGUGGUCUCUACGGGUCUCUAAUGGGUCUAUUCUGUCUCUACUGGGUCUCUUAUGUCUCUACUGGGUCUCUACUGGGUCUCUACUGGGUCUCUUCUGUCUCUACUGGGUCUCUUCUGUCUCUACUGGGUCUCUACUGGGUCUGUACUGGGUCUCUUCUGUCUCUACUGGGUAUCUUCUGUCUCUUCUGGGUCUCUUCUGUCUCUACUGGGUCUCUACUGGGUCUCUACUGGGUCUCUUCUGUCUCUACUGGGUCUCUUCUGUCUCUACUGGGUCUCUACUGUCUCUACUGUGGUUAGAUUAUGUUUAGACGUGUAAUCAAAACCAGAGGAUCUUGUUACACACAAAGAAGAGGCAAAACACACACACACACAGCUGUAGUUUGUUACUGACUUGGAAUGUCUCUACCAUCCAAAUAGUGCUCUGCUGCUGCCUGGUGUGGCCCAGCUGGGGGGCAAAGCAUGCCAUAAUAUUCACUGAAUCUCUCUCAUUGAACCUCAUUGCAAUUUACAACCAGACCCUCUGAGUACCCAGUCAUGAAAAUAAAAUAACCGUAUUUUUAAAAUAAAAAAUUAAUUAAAAAAAUUACAGCUGACUGAAGGCGGGACGGUCAGGCAUUUGUGUGGUUGAGUCCGUUUCUGUGGUAACAUUGACUCUUAAUAACGUGAUGAAACUUUGUUGCUCCUUGCUGAAACAAGCAGGGUGUUGUAGCAAACGAACACACAGUUCAAGGUGCAAGCAAGGUGCAGCAGCAGCAUAAACAGGGUCAGGAGCGGAGGAGCGGCAGCACAGGGUCAGGAGCGGAGGAGCGGCAGUACAGGGUCAGGAGCGGAGGAGCGGCAGCACAGGGUCAGGAGCGGAGGAGCGGCAGCACAGGGUCAGGAGCGGAGGAGCGGCAGCACAGGGUCAGGAGCGGAGGAGCGGCAGCACAGGGUCAGGAGCGGAGGAGCGGCAACACAGGGUCAGGAGCGGAGGAGCGGCAGCACAGGGUCAGGAGCGGAGGAGCGGCAGUACAGGGUCAGGAGCGGAGGAGCGGCAGCACAGGGUCAGGAGCGGAGGAGCGGCAGCAAAGGGUCAGGAGCGGAGGAGCGGCAGCACAGGGUCAGGAGCGGAGGAGCGGCAGCACAGGGUCAGGAGCGGAGGAGCGGCAGCACAGGGUCAGGAGCGGAGGAGCGGCAGUACAGGGUCAGGAGCGGAGGAGCGGCAGCACAGGGUCAGGAGCGGAGGAGCGGCUGCACAGGGUCAGGAGCGGAGGAGCGGCAGCACAGGGUCAGGAGCGGCAGUACAGGGUCAGGAGCGGAGGAGCGGCAGUACAGGGUCAGGAGCGGAGGAGCGGCAGUACAGGGUCAGGAGCGGAGGAGCGGCAGUACAGGGUCAGGAGGGGAGGAGCGGCAGCACAGGGUCAGGAGCGGAGGAGUGGCAGCACAGGGUCAGGAGCGGCAGCACAGGGUCAGGAGCGGAGGAGCGGCAGUACAGGGUCAGGAGGGGAGGAGCGGCAGUACAGGGUCAGGAGGGGAGGAGCGGCAGCACAGGGUCAGGAGCGGAGGAGAGGCAGCACAGGGUCAGGAGCGGAGGAGCGGCAGCACAGGGUCAGGAGGGGAGGAGCGGCAGCACAGGGUCAGGAGCGGAGGAGCGGCAGCACAGGGUCAGGAGCGGAGGAGCGGCAGCACAGGGUCAGGAGCGGAGGAGCGGCAGCACAGGGUCAGGAGCGGAGGAGAGGCAGCACAGGGUCAGGAGCGGAGGAGCGGCAGCACAGGGUCAGGAGCGGAGGAGCGGCAGCACAGGGUCAGGAGCGGCAGCACAGGGUCAGGAGCGGAGGAGCGGCAGCACAGGGUCAGGAGCGGAGAGCGGCAGCACAGGGUCAGGAGCGGAGGAGCGGCAGCACAGGGUCAGGAGCGGAGGAGCGGCAGCACAGGGUCAGGAGCGGAGGAGCGGCAGCACAGGGUCAGGAGCGGAGGAGCGGCAACACAGGGUCAGGAGCGGAGGAGCGGCAGCACAGGGUCAGGAGCGGCAGCACAGGGUCAGGAGCGGAGGAGAGGCAGCACAGGGUCAGGAGCGGAGGAGCGGCAGCACAGGGUCAGGAGCGGAGGAGCGGCAGCACAGGGUCAGGAGCGGAGGAGCGGCAGCACAGGGUCAGGAGCGGAGGAGCGGCAGCACAGGGUCAGGAGCGGCAGCACAGGGUCAGGAGCGGAGGAGCGGCAGCACAGGGUCAGGAGCGGAGGAGCGGCAGCACAGGGUCAGGAGCGGAGGAGCGGCAGCACAGGGUCAGGAGCGGCAGCACAGGGUCAGGAGCGGAGGAGAGGCAGCACAGGGUCAGGAGCAGAGGAGAGGCAGCACAGGGUCAGGAGCGGAGGAGAGGCAGCACAGGGUCAGGAGCGGAGGAGAGGCAGCACAGGGUCAGGAUCGGAGGAGCGGCAGCACAGGGUCAGGAGCGGAGGAGCGGCAGCACAGGGUCAGGAGCGGAGGAGAGGCAGCACAGGGUCAGGAGCGGAGGAGAGGCAGCACAGGGUCAGGAGCGGCAGCACAGGGUCAGGAGCGGAGGAGAGGCAGCACAGGGUCAGGAGCGGAGGAGCGGCAGCACAGGGUCAGGAGCGGCAGCACAGGGUCAGGAGCGGAGGAGCGGCAGCACAGGGUCAGGAGCGGAGGAGCAGCAGCACAGGGUCAGGAGCGGAGGAGAGGCAGCACAGGGUCAGGAGCGGAGGAGCGGCAGCACAGGGUCAGGAGCGGAGGAGCGGCAGCACAGGGUCAGGAGCGGCAGCACAGGGUCAGGAGGGGAGGAGCAGCAGCACAGGGUCAGGAGCGGAGGAGAGGCAGCACAGGGUCAGGAGCGGAGGAGCGGCAGCACAGGGUCAGGAGCGGAGGAGCAGCAGCACAGGGUCAGGAGCGGCAGCACAGGGUCAGGAGGGGAGGAGAGGCAGCACAGGGUCAGGAGCGGCAGCACAGGGUCAGGAGCGGAGGAGAGGCAGCACAGGGUCAGGAGCGGAGGAGCGGAAAAAAUGGGUCUUCUUUCAGUUGUUUUUUUUGCUAUUUGAACGGUUAUUACGGAGGCCGUAGUCAUUUGGUUGGCCAAUUACCGUCAUCCAAAUCAUUUGUCAUUCUCAAUACUAUAUAUAAUGACAGACGCUAACUCUCCUCCCUCGUCAUCUCUCCUUUCAUAUUCCCUUCCUCUUUCCUUGCAUCCCUUCAAAUCAAAUCGAACUUUAAAAGUGCAACACAUCUUUACUCAUGCAUCCCUUUGUCUCAUCCUUCUCCCUCCUCUAAACCUCUCCUCCCAGGCUCCACGUUCAAGCCUCUGAACCCAGUGAAGAGACUAGAGAAAGGGAAGAACAGGACCAGGAGGACUACAGUCAUGGGCAUACCCCAGCAGGUCCAGAGAGAGCUGGGUACGUAUGUAGUCACGGAUGGCAGCUAGCUUUGCACUGAGCUUCACUUUACGAAGUCACCGCGACCAACAAAGGUCCAGGGUUUUGUGGGUUUUAGUGGUUCACUAAGUAAAGUGGGAGCUAUGCUGAAUGAAUACCCUUAGCCACGUUGUCAUUUAAGAAGUCAAAUCAACGGUACUUUCUUUUGUCAAAUUCAAAUGAGGUGAUAGUAGUGGUGAUAAGAUGUUUUCCGCCUCCGUUCCCCUUCUAGCCCUGCACAGUGGGUCUGCGUACCAAGUUCCUUCCCAGCUCUCUAACGGCUCUGGAGGACAGGGUAGUGACGGCCAACCAGGUGUGGUCGCCAUCCCCACCAUCGAUGGAGAGACCCCUCUAGCCAACCACGAUGGAGCUAGGGUACACAUCUCAGAACUGGCGGUGAGGCUUUCAUACGCGCUUGUUUUAGCUUUACAACCCCAACCUGAACAAGUACAUUUAUUUUGUGCUUUUUGUUAUAGUGUCAUGCUUUUACUUACAGAGUGCUACUUGCAUGACAAAAUUGUAGUUACGUUGUAAGUAUCUCACGACUUCUGUUUGUUUCUAAGAAGGAUUCUUUAAAACGAGGUAGUUCUUGUUUAUGUCAGCAAGAAACCACUAUAAUUACUAUAAUUACAACUGAACUAAUCUAAAUAGGCAUCCAGAGAGGAGCGGCUGUUGACACACCACCUCAAGUCUGUGUACAGGGACGACCAGGGCUUCAGCCACCACAGGGGACUGAACUCUCGUCUCUCCCCCACCCAGAGGCCCAAAUCUCUGGCCGUGCCGGGCAUGACCUCCUCCUGCUCGGUUGGAUUCCCCAGCUUCCUCCAGGAGCCACAGGUGAGUCCAGUUCAGAACGGUGUUUGUCACCAUGUUUCUUCCUGCUGGGGUCAUCUAUGCGAAAAUGUAUGCCCACACUACUGUAAGUGGCUUUGGAUAAAAGCGUCUGCUAAAUGGCAUGUUUACCCUUCCCUGGGAUGUUGCUGUCACAUCACAUGAUCAUCUGACACUGAUGUUAAACCAUGCUUGUUAUCUGAACCACUGGACUAAGAUCCAAAUACUGAUAGCUACAUAGUAUGACAGCUCCACAUUUCUCUACAUAGUAUGACUCCUAAUGUUGAUCCUUGUGUUUGUCUCCUCCCAGGGUCCGGUGAUGUCCAUCUCUCCCCAGGCGACCUACCUGUCUAAGAUCAUCCCCAACGCCUAUCUGCCGGCCUCCGUCGACGUCAUACAGAUCGACCGCAGCACCAGCCAUACCCAUGGAAACAACGGUAAAGGAACGGUCCGUACCGUCAGCAAGAGCAGCCUUGCGUCAGUGUCGUCAGCCAGCCCAGCGUCGUCGAGGAGGUCGGGCGGCGAUGGUUGCUAUGACGGCGGCGACGCCCUUUCCCAUGGUGACAGUAGUUCCCGGGACGAUGGUUCUACGGCGACCACACACUCAGUGACUUCGGGAUCCGGCUGGAGCCACUCGCAGUCUUCCGAGACGAUCAAGUCCAACUCCUCCGCCAUCUCCUUCACGAAGGGGAGCUUCAGACCUGCUAACCCACAGACAGUGAGCCACGCUGGGCAGGAGAGAGAGCUGCAGCAGCCUGGUGCUGGGGACCAGGACCUGGUGAGCCUACAAAGCUCGGCUAGCUGGGUCAGCAGCACCAGUAGGGGUACUAGUACUGUGACUGCUCAGGGGGGAUCUGAGUCGGGUCUAUCUGGGUCUAUCAGUGCUGGGGAGAUGAGCGAUGUUGGAGGAGACUCUCACAGAUUCUCUCGCUGUCUGUCGGUCAUGAAGACCAAGCUGCCCCCGGCUCCCCCCAGGAGAACCAACUCACUGCACCAUGAGAAGAUGAUGAAGAGGCGACCCAGGGAACUGGUGGAGAUUAAAGACCUCCGUGACUCUGUGGGUGGGGAGGUGGAGGCUGUUGAGGACACAAGCUUGGUUACGAUCGAGAUCUCUAAAGAGCUCUACAAAGAAAUCACAAAGAGCUCUGUCCCUGUAUCCAACUCAUCUGGGUUUAGCUCUUUAGAUGAUACAAGGUCUUCCACAGCCUCUAGCCCCCUGAGACCCACACAGGCCUCCCCUGGAGGUAGUGGAAAACCAGAAAGGCCAGGGUCCAGCAGCUCUUCCCCACAGAAGGCUCCCUCAGAGGGAGGUACAUUUGAAAGGACCAUGUCCCCCUCCAGUGGGUACUCAACCCAGAGUGGUACUCCGACGCUCUCCCCCAAGGGGAUCUGCCCUUCCGCCUCCCCAGGUAAACAGAAGAUGAUGCCGGUCAAACCGGAACGAUCUGGUUCAAGAGCUUCCUCCACGGCAGCCUCUGUCUCCUCUUCCCUCACCUCCCUGUCUUCAGCCACCUCAGAACACGUCAAUCAAGAGGCUUCGAAAAACAGCCCUAGCCCGCCCCAGCAGGCCUCCCCACCCCCAGCUGUAAUGACAACAGAAAAGCCAGCAACGGCGACCCCGGUAACCCUGACCCGUUCCUCUGCAUCCAUGGCGAUCAGAGAGUUGCUUAACAUUCCGCCACCCCCCAACAUCAAAGCCCCUUCCCCGCCACCCCCGGAGACCUGGGCCCACAACAGACACACCUUCUUACUGCUGUGCGGGCCUUGCCCCAAUGUCAACAAGCUAGCACAGCUCCAGAAGCAACAGGAAUUGAAAGACGAAGCUGCCAUCAUUGAGCAAAAGCAGGAUCCUCAAACUGAAGCUAGCAAGGCGUCUCAAUGCUCGAAUGAAAAGAAGGCUACCGUAGAGGAAGUCACUUUGAUAAAAUCAGAAAGCAAAUACAUUGCUUCGCAAGAAGAAACUGAGCCUAUGCUAGAGCAGGUGCCUGAGGUAUCCGAGUGUGUUAGUCAGGGAUUCGAGAGCACAGAAAGUCAAACGAAAGAACAAGGAAGUCCGGCGAUGAUCGCAGAGAGGGUAGAAGCAUGUGUAGAGGUCCAGAACCAGGACCAGGAGCAGAACCAGAACCAGAGUAGUAGUAGUGUUGCACAGGUCAAGGAUCAAAAAGAGAGGCUAGAGACACAAGUUAGUUUAGCGACCAUUCCAAAGAAGGAACCCCCUCCUGUCAUGGAGAAAAUUCCUCCUAGAAAAGAUCCUAAAGUUCAAGUAACAGCAAACAUCCAACAAAAGUCGCCAUUUGAUGAGGUCACAGUAGAGGAGAAGGUAGAAUCACCCAGCGAGAGUGAGAAGUGUUCCCUACAGGCGGAGGUAGAGGUGGUAGCUAAGGAUGUUGAGGUUGAGGUAGUAGCUAAGAAAGUUGAGAUAGCUGCUAAGGAAGUUGAGGUAGUAGCUAAGGUUGAAGGUCAGAGUGCUACUGAAAACACUACAGAGGAAAGUCCCACCAAACCAGAGGCAUCUACACAGACCCUUGCCAUGGAGCCUACCAAAGUGGACAGGGUCUCUCCUCCAGCCUCCCCUCCCCCUGCCCACCACCCUCCUCCACCCCCUUCUAAGACACCUCCAUCCUUAGUGUCCACUCCCCCACCUGAGGUAGAGGAGGAGGGUGAGGAAGAGAUUCCCAUAGUAGAGUCCUGCUGGCCCCCUCCACCUCCACCAGAGGAACCAGCAGAUUCAGUCUUUGAUGAGUCAGAUGAGAUGGACUUUCCACCUCCACCUCCUCCCUUCGUGAUGGAGAGCUUGCCAGAUGUGGUGGAGAGCUGUAACACAGUCGCUGAUGUCCAGGAGGCGUCCAUUGUGGCUCUGGAUGUGGAGGAGGUUAAGGAAACUGUGAAUGGAGCAACUGUGGCUGGGGCAACUGUAGAUCUGUUACUCAUUCCGGCUCAAAUGGAGAUGAAGGAGGAUAGACCUGAAAAGGUGAUUCUGGACUCCAAUGCUGAUGAAACCAGCUCUGAGGUAUCUGAAUCAGCUGAGCUCCAAGCAAUUCCCGCAGAUGAGUCAACUAUCGUUUCUCCAGUUCAGCCCAAUAAGAUUGGGGCAGAGGUCAAGCAAUCUGCCCAGCAGCCAAUCACAAUGCAAGAAGCCACACCUCAACCAACAGAAACUUCUCAUCAGUCACAGGAAGUCCUGGCUCUACCAGAGGAUGUCCCUUCCCAACCCCAGGAGGCUCUUCCCCCAUCACCAAUGAAAAUAGCCUUGGUGCCCCCCUCAAGUAUCCCCCCUGUACCCCUUAUCAGUGUCCACCUCCCUUCCCCUGUACAAUUUGAAGAUCAGAUGCCCUCUGAGCCUCCUGUGAGGAUGUUCCCACUCCCACCCCCUCUCCACCCCACGAUUGAGAACCAACCCCCUGUGACCGUCAGGAGACAGCUCAGCUUGGCCAACAGAGAGACCAGGAGCAAAGAGCUUCUGUCUAGGCCCAUUCCCAAAGAAGACGCCAACAUUCCACUGGUCACCCCGUCUCUGCUUCAGAUGGUACGUCUCAGAUCGGUCAACGUCAGUGAAGACCAGGUGAAAACGCCUUCCGACAACGACAAUAAUUCCAACAAUGGGAAUCCACCUGCUCACGACCAGAGUCCAAUCCCAACCCAAACCCCAGGAUCCCAGAACACCACACCCCAAAAACCAGUCCGGAAAUCCCAGUCUAUAAAAUCCACACCUCUGUCAUUGAAGUCAUCACCACCGUCGAUCAUUGCCCCCUCGAUGCGCUUGCAGGAAGCUAUCCGCAUGAAGACAGCGGCCAUGUCUUCCAGAGAUGGUCUUCUAACGCGCUUUAGAAUGCCAUCCUCCACCUCAUUCCCCAGUAGCAGUGGUGGUGAAUCUGGGAUGUUAUCCCUAAUGUCACCAGAAGGGGGCGACAUGCUAAAGUCCCCCGCCUCCACCGCUAGCUUCAUCUUCUCCAGGAGCUCAAAGAAGGUCGUUAUAGAAACGCCUGUCGCUUCUUCCUCCCCCGAGAUGCAGGCGAGCCUUCAGCAGAGCCUAGCCUCCGUACUCAUGAAGGUUUCCGACCAAUCGGAGGCUUCCACAGUCGCUAACGGCAACGCUGGAAGAACUGGGAUUCCGAGGAGAGUUCCACCACCCGUGGCUAAGAAACCAGCUCACGCUACCACCUUGGGGAAGACUGGUUUUUCUAUAGUGAUGAGGGGUUCUCAGAGUGAGAGGAGCACUCCAUCUCCAAGGGGAACAGAAGCUAACGAGGAGACAGAGAGAGCGCAAGAUGCGGGCCAGAGAGCACUGACAGAGGACCAUAAUACAACAAGUAAGAACACCAACACAACACUUAGAAUAGGACCGUUGCUACAUAUUAUUACAUGUACUUACAAAUGUGCACAUUUUAAGUCAAUAUCAGUCGUUUAUUUGUUUUAUGUUGACAGUGCAUGUAAUUGAUCUGGCGUGGAUUUGAUGUUUCACUGAAUUAUUUCACUGAAGAAUCAGUUCUUUACAGACUAGCACAAUGCGCUUGAUUCCGUGGACAACAUCGACCACAAUCAUGUCUUGUCCCAUCAUGACAUGGCAGAAUGCAGAUGCUAGCAUUACCAUGAUGAUGAAGCAUGCUUAGCAAAGUAGCAUUGACACCCACACAGAUUUUACCCUACAACUGCACAACAGCAGCAGAAAUGCCCUCCCCCCAUUUUCUGCAGCUUGUGCUCACCUAGCUAAUGAAAGAAAAUUACAUUCCACCCUCAAUAGAACCUUUGUCUAAUUCUGUUUCCAGUAAUAUUCACUACUAACACAUGGGUCAACCAACGCUAAUGUAGUUACACCCACGAUAAAGUAACCAAUCCAAUUAGCCCACAGAAUGCUCCUUGUUUAUCAUACUGUACAUUGCUCACAGCCUUCCCAGAAGGCCCUCUAUUCCUGCCUUCUCAGUGUAACUGCUUCCUACUGUUUUCCAGGUAAAAUGGAGACGAAGCCAAACGGAGAAAGACUGCUUAGUGUGGACUGAACUUUUGUGGAUUGGGAUUAAGAUGGAGGAACAAAGCAAGAACUGCAAGAACUUGAGAGAUAAAGACAGAGAGACACAGAGACACAGAGACACAGAGAGAGAGAGA